CAGCAAUACUCUUCCUGUUCAUAUUGUUUUUAUUUGCAGCUACUCAGCUGACCGACAGCCAUGCGGUUCCGUUUCUGUGGAGAUUUGGAUUGCCCAGAUUGGGUGCUUGCCGAAAUUAGCACAUUAGCGAAAAUUUCAAGUGUCAAGAUGAAACUCCUGUGUGCUCAAGUGCUGAAGGAUUUGCUUGGGGAAGGCAUUGAUUAUGAAAAGGUUGCAAAGCUUACUGCAGAUGCAAAGUUUGAGAGUGGAGACAUCAAAGCUAGUGUGGCAGUGCUCAGCUUCAUUUUCUCCAGUGCAGCAAAGCAUGAUGUUGACAGUGAAUCUCUAUCCAGUGAGUUGCAGCAGCUCGGUCUGCCAAAAGAACACACAACAGGACUCUGCAAAUCAUAUGAAGACAAGCACUCUGCACUGCAAGACAAACUCAGGGAGACGAGCCUGAGAUUAGGACGAUUGGAAGCAGUGUCAUGGCGCAUUGACUACACCCUGAGCUCCAGUGAGCUACGAGAGGUGAAUGAACCUGUGAUUCAGCUUAAACUCCAGGCACAAGGAGCAGAGUCAGGCUCCACAGAGACGACUGUUGUCUCUGUCUCUGCUGACAAGUUCAGAGUCCUGCUUGCAGAGCUCAAACAAGCCCAGACAAUGAUGAAUGCACUAUAAUGAAGUCUGACCUCAAAUGUCUGAUCAAGAGCUGAAUCGCGUGCUGAUCGACUGCCAAAAGUGCCAUACCUACAUCUUGUACAGCCUAAUUUGUUUGUAUGAAUGCAGUUCAAAAAUUUUAGGUGAAAGGGUCAUUCCUUAUUUGGAAUAACUGAUAUUUAAUUGUAUUUUUCUGCCACAUUAAUUGGUGAGAAUGUUUCCAGACUGGGUGAUUUGUCACUGAAGCAGAAGUACCGAUUUGACCAUUUUUGUAAAAUAUUGAGUAUUACUUAACAAAAUUUGAUUAGAAUGAUGUUGAUAAUUUGUGUGUUGUCUUAAUAUGCUCAUAUAUAAAUAAAACAAAUAAAUAACA
Molecule: messenger RNA, 1009 nt
Organism: Seriola dumerili (greater amberjack)
Lineage: Eukaryota; Metazoa; Chordata; Actinopteri; Carangiformes; Carangidae
Gene: commd4
Product: COMM domain-containing protein 4-like
Exons: 8
Coding region: 61-657 (198 amino acids)
Source: RefSeq, a predicted model, not a curated record